Fusarium subglutinans is the source of this 1137-nucleotide messenger RNA. RefSeq names its product bifunctional phosphoglucose phosphomannose isomerase. Lineage: Eukaryota; Fungi; Ascomycota; Sordariomycetes; Hypocreales; Nectriaceae. The record is from RefSeq and is a predicted model, not a curated record. The transcript has a single exon. Gene Ontology annotation, biological process: carbohydrate metabolic process; carbohydrate derivative metabolic process. Gene Ontology annotation, molecular function: carbohydrate derivative binding; mannose-6-phosphate isomerase activity; glucose-6-phosphate isomerase activity. Bases 1 to 1137 code for a protein of 378 amino acids.
AUGCAGCCCCGUCUUGAACGUCUUCAGCCCAUGCUCGGCAACCCUCUCUUCGAGAGUAUCCUCUGGGGCCAUGAAUACGACCUCUCCAAACUCAACACCGAUCUCCGCCAGAGGAUCGAGUCCGGCCAAUUCAAGCGUCUUGUCUUUUACGGCAUGGGCUGCUCCUCUGUCGUAUCUGACAUCGUCAAGGGCUUCUUCCUCAACGAGAAGAUCCCCCUUCAUGUUCAGGUCAUCAACGACUAUGAUCUCGACUGGUUCGUUGACCGCAAUGUCAUGAAGGACCCUACUACACUGUCUAUUAUUGUCUGCUACAGUGGUUGGUCCGUUGAGCCUUGUUUGUUCUUUGAGACUAUGCGUGAGAUGACGGGAAACAAGAACUUGAUUGUUCUUUCUGGUGGUGGCAAGAUUCAACAUUUGUGUGAGGAGCACAACACUUCUAUCAUCUUGUACAAGCUUCGCCAUGCGGAUCGCGAGUACCCUCUGUACCACGUCCAGCAGUUCUUCUCCAUUUUCCUGGAUCUCUUCCACAAGCUCAAGCUCACACCUUCUUCUUACCACAAAGAGCUCCAGGACUCAGUCAACUUCCUGAAGACUGAGUUCAACGAUGCUACGCUCAAGAAGGCCCAGGAUAUUGCGGAAAAGCUGAAGAACAGUCGUAUUGCACUCCUUAGUACCGCUGACUGGUACGUCACGCUUCUUAAGCAGACGACCAUGUUCUUCAAUGAGAUCGCCAUGGUUCCUACGCACCGCAACCUCCUGCACGAGUUCUCGCACACUGAAGUCGCAGCUUACUCCAACCCCUCUGAGAAGCAAGCCAUCAUCACUUUCCUUGACUCCAACGCAGAUCAGUACACCAAAGACAAGGUCAAGACUCUUGAGAGUCUGUUCGGCAGCAAGGACGUUCCGCAGAACAAGAACAUCGAGUUCAUCAACAUUGAUCUCAACCAGGAAAACUUUUUCAAGAAGUUCUUCUACGGCCACUUCUUCACGGUUUACGUGGCGUAUUACUUGGGUAUUCACUCGAAUGUGGAGGGACGAGAUUUGAUCUCGAUUGCGGCGAAGAACCCGUGGUGGAGCCAGCGCAACAUUGAGCUGCACCCCAAGUGUGUUGAUAUCCCCGCUGAGCUCAAGGGCUAG